AUGAGUUUAACAAGAUUCGUCUUGAAACUAAACUAUCGCGACGAGUGCGUCCGAAGUGAGCAGUCUAUGGGUACCGGACUGGACCUUAUUCGUAUCUUCUCAGGGGCCGGAGCUCGUGAUAGCUUCGCAGUGGAUGCUGGUGUGCACCUAGGCAUCGAGUGCGACUGCUGUGAAGAGCUGCCUAUUGUCGGCCCAAGGUACCGUUGUGCGGUAUGUGCUGACUUUGACUUAUGCGCCACUUGCUAUAAGAAGCCCACGAACAAGCAGCACAGGACUGACCAUUGCUUUACCCUUAUAGCUAAGCCGGUGACUCUGUGGAGUGUCAAGACUAGGGAGCCUAGGGGCGUCCCACUGGGAGACCUGCCUUGCGAGAUGUGUCACAAUAGGGGACAGGGAGGUGCCAGGUACACUCUUCGUUCCUUGUUCGCUACUCCAAUGAGGGACGCACACUUCUGCACGGAGUGUUAUAAGGCGAUGCUGGAGAAGGAGGCAAGAAUCCUUCGUAGUGCGAGCGACAUACGUGGGGCGAGUUGGUCGGAGCAGUCCUCGGACGUGCUCCGUGAGAUCAUGCAAGCGGUGAGCGAGAGAGAACGAGAGCCUUAUGAGUCGAUGUGGGCAGAGGAACCUCCCAGAGAGCCUCAGGUCCAUGACAGAUUCCUUGCUGUAAGGCUAGAGUAG
Molecule: messenger RNA, 678 nt
Organism: Perkinsus marinus ATCC 50983
Lineage: Eukaryota; Perkinsozoa; Perkinsida; Perkinsidae
Exons: 7
Coding region: 1-678 (225 amino acids)
Biological process (GO): aggrephagy; endosome organization; mitophagy
Cellular component (GO): aggresome; amphisome
Molecular function (GO): zinc ion binding; protein kinase C binding; K63-linked polyubiquitin modification-dependent protein binding
Source: RefSeq, a predicted model, not a curated record